This is a messenger RNA of Peronospora matthiolae, 1008 nucleotides long. The record is from the annotation of a GenBank genome assembly. Lineage: Eukaryota; Oomycota; Peronosporomycetes; Peronosporales; Peronosporaceae.
AUGCGACAAGUUGUCGCACAGCCUGGACAAGGCCAACAGCAAGAAGUCGAAGUACCAAAAACCGGCCAUUUACUCCAAGAGAAGCUGCCUCGUGCGCUCAAACAAGUAGCGGGGCUUGCGGCCGAACUGGGCGUGGCGCUUGAUUCUCUAUCUACCCGUUCCGCUGAGUGUGAUCAAUUGCGUCGCAUCGCAUCGGAUCGUGACGUUACGUUGGACCAGAUGCGAGUUCAGCCCACGGACGUGGCUUCCGAACGUGAUCGCGCAAUACGAGAUCACACGACUCUUCUGGAUCGCAUGGCGUCGCUGGUGUCUGGGGAUACUUCAGCCACACCUACGAAGGUGGUAUUGUCUACCCACACGCCCGUUUUUGCGACUCCUCAGCCGAUGUCGAACGGUUCAGGGUUGAGUCGCAAGCGAUUUCGCGACCCCCACCCACCUUCAGCUUUGCCGCCUUUCAAGAAAGUGACUCGAUCCGCUGCGUCUGUAGAUAAGCCGCCCCCAGUUUGCAAUCCCAAGGUGGCACGAUCCGCUACUGCUACAGCCAUGCCGCUCUCAGCUUGUAAUCCAAAACCACCGUCCGCUCCCAAGGGAACCCGCGAUUAUAAGGGUUGUCGCGAUCUCAAGAAUCGCCAUGAUCCAGCGAAGCCUGCAGCUGCCCCGAAACUGGGCCAGAAGAGGCGCCGUGGUACAGGCUUAACCUCGUUUAGAGGGAAAGAUGCAUCGGCAGGUGAGGAUGAGACUUUAGCGGCUUUAUAUAGUUCGCGAUCCUCCAGUCGUCGUCGAGCGUCCAAUCUGGCGGCACAACCUUUGACUGGACCUUCUCCUGAUACGAUCGUCGUAGACACGCCGAGCCCUUCGCGCGACACUCCCCCUCCAGUUGAUCCUGUUAUUCCUACCGUGAACAGGGAUCUCGCGCAGACCUUUUCGGAGAAGCGUCCAGCGACUCAAAUGGUCCCAUCAGCCUUUCUGAUUCGCCUCGUGAUCUUGUCAAUCCGAUGUUAUCCCUGA